Xenopus tropicalis (tropical clawed frog) is the source of this 12912-nucleotide messenger RNA. RefSeq names its product neurobeachin like 1 (gene nbeal1). The transcript is spliced from 56 exons. The record is from RefSeq and is a predicted model, not a curated record. The coding region runs from base 554 to 8704 and encodes 2716 amino acids. Lineage: Eukaryota; Metazoa; Chordata; Amphibia; Anura; Pipidae.
CGCGUCGCUGAGGAAGGAGGGGUGCUAUAUGCGCGCCCCUGGGUGACAGGUCGGAAGUGUGUUUCUGGCAGGCACCGCCCCGGGGGAUACCUAGUGACUACGUCCCGAGAAGUAAGAGAAAAAACAUCCCAGGGAACGUGAAGGAAAAAAGUGAACCGUCUUUCUUUGGUGUCUUGUUUCAUUCGGUUUCCUGCUGCACUGGUCUCUUUGUUGUCCUGUAAAUUAUAUUACCUUAGCACGUGUUAUGAAGGCAAUGAUUUAAAUUUUAUGAAGAGAAGGAAAACCCAAUCCGUUUUAAAGGACUCUGGAUCUGAAUCUUCGCCAUUUUUGUUUAAUGGCUAUUGAUUAUAACAGCAGUUAGAAGAGCUGCAAUGCUAUGCCAACCCUGAUGAUCUGGUUUUCUACUGGAAUUAACUGCAGACGACUAGUUUUGUGAUUGUUUCUGAUAUACGACUACAUUUGUGGAACAUUUAAAUGUGAAUGUGCAAAGCUGCAAAUGUUGGCUGGCAGGUUCUGAAGCAGCCUCCUGCAAAUCAGCUAAAGAGAGCAAGGGAUGGCAUCCAGAGAGAGACUCUAUGAGUUAUGGAUGCUUUAUUGCAAUAAGAAGGACCCAGACUAUCUGCGGCUGUGGUUGGACAGUUUUGUUUCCGGUUAUGAACAAUUCCUUGAUGUUGAUUUUGAUGAAUUGCCAACCAGGAUUGACGAUGAACCUCCAGGAUUGUCACUGCUUCCCGAUCAUAUCUUGCAAGUGCUUAGACUCCAGCUGCUAUACUGUGUGCAAAAGACUGCCGAUGGAAUGGAAGAGGAGCAGCAGACCCUCUCACUCUUGCUUGUCAAGUUUUUCAUCAUCAUAUGCAGAAAUCUUUCCAAUGUGGAAGAAAUUGGAUGCUGUUCUUACAUAAACCAUGUUAUUACAAUGACAACACUUUAUGUGCAGCAGCUUAAAAGCAAUACAAAGGAGAAAGAACUCAUGGACCAAUCAUCUACUGAGGAGUUUGUACGGCAUGCCCUGGUAUUUUGUGAAAGCCUUUAUGAUCCAUAUCGAAAUUGGAGACAAAUCAUUGCAGGAAAGAUCAUCUGCCCAGUGGAGAAAAGUAGACAGAAAUACAAAGCAGCUUCCCUCACUGUUGAAUUCAUACCUUUCUUUUAUCAGUGUUUUCAAGAAAGUGAACAUCUCAAAGAAAGCUUGAAGUGUUGCCUGCUGCAUCUCUUUGGGUCCAUCCUUUCUGGUUCCCAGAGAAAUGCACUUCAGGCAAUCUCUCCAGCCACAAUUGAAGUCCUGAUGCGUAUCUUGGCAGAUUGUGAUACUUGGAAUGAUGGAGACACAGGUGAAGUGAGUCGAAAGGCUGAGCUAACCCUAAAAUGUUUGACAGAGGUCAUUCACAUCUUGUUGGUCAGCAGUUCUGACCAGAGACAGGUAGAGAUAAGCACUAUUCUGGAGAACUAUUUCAAGCUGCUCAACUCUGACCAUUCAGCAUUAUCCAGCCAAAGGAGAUCCAGGCACUGGGAAAACAGAUUUAUUACACUACAGAUUAAGAUGCUGACCUGUAUGACUGAUAUGUUAAACUGCAAAGACAGACCAGUUCUGCAAGCAAUUUUUCUUAACAGCAACUGCUUUGAACAUCUUAUCCGACUGCUACAGAAUUGCAGGCUUUUGUUAAACGCUAACUAUAGAGGGGCAGAAAAGAGUGAAAAAGAACUUGUCAACAAAUUACUGACAGAAAUGAAUGAAAAUCAGGUUUUUCAGGAAAGGUUAGAUCGUUUAUCUGUAACAACCAUUCAGGCUCUUACAGCAGUGAAGCAUAAAUCUCCUUCUGCAAAGGAAGUUUUUAAAGAAAGAAUAGGUUAUGCACACUUUCUUGAUGUAUUAAAAUCACUGGGACAACCAACUCGGCUAUUACUAGAAGAGCUUCUAAACAUGGCUGUUGAGGGAGAUCAUAACAUUGUUGGAAUUUUGGGAAUCAGUAAUGUUCAGCCCCUGCUGCUGCUUAUUCAGUGGUUGCCAGAGAUACAGUCCCAUGAUCUACAAAUCUUUAUCUCUGAGUGGCUAAAGAGGAUCUGCUGCAUAAACAAGCAAAGCCGAACAAUGUGUGUUAACGCCAACAUGGUUAUUCGUAUUAUAGAGACUCUAAAUUCACACUAUUCUCUUCAUCGAGCCUGCGCUGAAAACCUCAUUGGCCUUUUGGGUUCUCUGGGAAGCCAGUCAAUGAGCUCUGAAGAGUUAUUUCACCUAUUAAGCUUGCUAAGAACUAAAGAACACAAGCAAAGUCACCCUUAUGUGAUACCUGUCACCCGGGCCUUGCUCGCAAUAACUCGAAAGCAGGGAUUAUGUAGUGCCUUGCAGUACUUCAACUUGUCCCAUAGCUUGGCAGGUAUAGCUGUGCCCACUGUACAAAAAUGGCCUGGUUCUGCCUUUUCAUUUUUUGCUUGGCUUUGUCUGGAUCAGGACCAGUCAUUUUCUGCUGUUUCAAGCAGUGGAACAAAGAGAAAACAGUUAUACAGCUUUUUUACCAGCAGUGGUACGGGCUUUGAAGCAUUUAUUACUUCCUCUGGGGUUCUUGUUGUUGCAGUAUGCACAAAAAAGGAAUAUGCCACGGUUAUGUUACCCGACCAUUGCUUUUGUGAUUCAUUAUGGCAUAAUGUAACAAUUGUUCAUGUGCCUGGAAAAAGACCCUUUGGACAAAGCUUUGUUUAUAUCUAUGUGAAUGGCCAGCAGAAAGCCUCGGCCCCUCUCAAGUUUCCUUCUAUGAAUGAAGCUUUCACAUCUUGUUGUAUUGGCUCAGCUGGCCAGAGAACCAAUACUCCACCACCCUCUCAGAUCCCAGACCCACCCAUAUCUCCUCCAAGUGCUGGCACUAGGACAUCAUUGGGUGGAAUUCUGUCUUCUCCUUCUUGGAGUGGCACACAUGGAAAGACUGAUGGUGUGACAAAAUUAAUAUCAGCAGGGACACAAGACAGUGAAUGGGGAUCUCCAACAUCACUGGAGGGACAUCUUGGGUCUGUUCUUAUUUUCCAUGAUGUGUUGCAAGCUGCACAGGUGAAGACUCUUUAUUUGGCAGGUCCAAAUAGUCUGAGUCUAUGGAAAUCGCAAGAAUCUGAGUUAACAGACUUACCCACAAAGCUGCUUCUCUACUACACACCAAAGGCUUGCAAAAAUCCCAUCUGCCUGGAUUUGUCAUCUAAUGUUUUGCAUGGAAGAUUAACUGGGAACAAAGUUGUGAACUGGGACAUCAAGGACAUGAUUAACUGCAUUGGUGGUUUAAAUUCACUGUUUCCCCUGCUGGAGCAGAUCAGCUAUUUAAAUGAACUUCCAUGUGAAAAAACAGACUCCUGUGUUACUGCCACUGAACAUCUGACUCCUAUAGAAGGGGACUUUGUUGUUUUGUCAUCAACUAAAGCUUCAGAGGCUCGUUUGGAAAAAAACAUUGUAGCAACUUUUAUUUUGUUAAUAAAGCACCUUAUUCAGAGACAUCCAAUCAACCAGGAAGUUCUUACUUACUCUCAUGGAGUUGCUACCCUAGGAGUUCUACUUCAGAAGGUAUCGGGCAACUUAAUGGAUGUAAAUGUUCUUAUGGCUGUGCAGCUACUUAUUGAGCAGGUGUCUGUGGAAAAGAACACUUUACUGCUACAGCAGAUGUACCAGUACCUCCUCUUUGAUUUUCGUAUCUGGAAUCGAGGUGAUUUCCCUUUUCGAAUUGGGCACAUACAAUAUGUUUCCACUAUUAUUAAGGACAGUAGGAAACUUUUCAGAAAGAAAUAUGGCAUUCAGUUUCUUUUGGAUACAAUAAGAAUAUAUUACAGUAAAGAAAAUGCAUUGGCGGCAGAUGAUCUGACAACAAUAAGAACAUCAUUGUUUGGAUUAAUCAAAUAUUUCCUCAGCAAGGGUGGGGCUCCAGAAGAAAUUCAGAGUAUUAUUGGAUACAUAGCUGCCAUCACUGAUGAGGAACAGAUAUAUGGGAUUUUAGAAAUCAUUUUACAUCUUCUUAAUGGCAGCCCAGUUCUAGACCAACUGUUUUUACUUCUCUUUGAACCUGGAAGUGCUGACAUGCUGUAUGCAUUAUUGUUGAAUCAGAGAUAUUCUGACAAGUUGAAAGAAACUGUCUUUAAGAUAUUCGAGCAAAUGCUAAAGUGUAACAAAGUUUAUGAGAAAAGUAAGCAACGUAUUCGCCUCCGGGAAGUGGGAUACUCAGGACUGGGCUUGCUUCUUAAUGAUUCAUCUAUCAGCACUGUACUAAUUAAAGGACUCCUAAAUCAGAUCCUUACUGCAGAUACUAUAAAUUACAAGGACCUGCUGGCAGUGGUACAUUUAUCCACCAGAGCGGACCUUACCGUACGAGUCGCCGUCUGCAGAAAGAUUUUGCAGCUUUUACAGUUCCAGCAUGAUGCAGCUUUUCAGGUAUGCCAACAAGUUGGCUGGCAAGAGACUUUGGUGAGAUUUUUCUUGAAGGAGAAUUUGGAGUGCAAGAGCAAUUUCAGAGCUUCGUGUACAGAUAGUAUUAAGGAAGAUGAACAAAAUGCUGUUUCUGAAGAGACACAGAAGCAAUCUUCUGAAGAAGUGGUUAUGGAUCAAGCUGAUGGCUGUACACUGAAUAAUAAUCAGUACAAUAGUUAUUUUCCCGAAGAAAGCAAGUCACUCGAUUCAAGUAACCAGUCCUCAUGUGCAUUGCUAGAUGAUGAAGAGUCUAUCUUUAGUGAGGCCCAGUAUAAGGUAGAAGACCAAGGAAAUGACUGGCCCAGUGACCAUUCACAUCUCACUUUGGAUUUGACUCCUUUCGAUGCUGGAUUUAGGGAAAACCAAAUUCCGGGAAGUCUUCCCAGCACUCCAUCCCCAGUGGAGAACUCAAAGCAGUUUGUUAUGAACCAGUCAGAUAAAGACUCCAACAGUUUAAAAAAUGUGUUCUUCAGAGAUGAUCUUUCUCUAAGUGUUAAUAUGGAGAGCAGAGAGGACUGUGAGGAGGAACUUGUGCAACUGGUCACUGAUAUAUUGCUGUGCCUGAUGUGGAAAGGACUUGAUAAAUCUGAUAGUGCUACAUGGAUCGAAAGAGGCCAAAUAUUCUCAGCACUGACCUGUUUGGAAUCUUCCAGCAUGUUACUGAGAUCUUCUGAUGAAAUUAAAUUGAAUUUGUUAGAGAAAAUGCCAGAAUGGGCAGUGACAGAGAACAGAGAAUCAAAAUCCCAACCGAUCUACUGUGAAAAUGCAAAGAGGUUAUUGCACAUUGUACAGGAUUUCCUACAAACAGAGGGUCUUAAAAAUCCUGUCCUUUGGACCGAGAAGCUGUUGGAAGAGAUAGUCACCCUUAUGGAUGGUAUCUCGGUAUGGUACUCAUCUGGUCCAGAAUCGGAGUCCCUCUCUCAGUUGGAGUUUCGUCUUUUGCUUGGUUUUAUUGCUCAGGACAAUCUGCAGGUGUGUGCCAUGGCUGCUGCAAAGCUCAACACUCUGCUGCAAACCAAAGUAAUUGAGAACCAAGAAGAAGCCUGUUACUUAUUAGGAAAACUUGAAGGCAUUCUUGGCAAAUCCAUCAAGGAGAAGACAGAAACCUAUUCUUUUCUUAUCCCUAUUGUGCGGACUCUUGUAUCUAAGAUUUACCAGCUACUCUUUAUGCACCUACAUUUACCAUCUCUUCCUAUAACUAAUGGCAAUCCUUCACUGUUUGAAGAUUUUCAGGAAUACUGCAACUCUGACGAAUGGAGAAUCUUUAUUGACAAAUAUAUAAUACUGUACAUGAAGCAAUAUGAAGUGGAUACAUUUGGCAAAUGUCAUGAACAGAUGGCUACAUACUGGAAAGAGUGUUAUGAAGCACAGAUGGUGAAUAUGCACAAACGUGAACGAGAACGAGGUGAAAGCAAGUUGAAAUUUAAGGAAUUCUUUUUGGAACCAUUUAAUAGAAAAACUCGUCAGGAGAACUCGCGUUACAACAAUAUGCUUAAGCAAGUAAACAGUCAGUACACGGCUACAUUGAGACAAUGGAAGGCUGCACAAAGAUAUCUGUUCUGUGAACGUGGACCAUGGGCUGACAGGAAAGAAAACUGGCAAUACUGGAAACUAUCCACUGUAGAAAAUUAUUCACGCAUGAGGCUCAAACUUGUUCAGAAUCUCAAUUUUGAUGCUCAUUUGGAAGCCAGUGCAUUGCGGGACAAUUUAGGUGUCCAACAAACAGAGCCUUCAAGCGAAUCACUGUUGUUGGAAGCUGCAAAGCAGGUGAAGGUUAGUGACUUAGAAGAAGAUCAACUUGAACUUCCAGAAGAGGAAAACGUUGUAAACAUGAAUGAUAAAGAAGAACAGAUUCAAAAGGAGAAGCUUGUUUUGUCAGAGGAGUGUGACCUUAUCACUGUAAUGGAUGCAAUCUCUGGUCAUCUGGAAGUCACAACGCAACAUAUUUAUUUUUAUGAUGGCAGUACUGAAAAAGAAGAAGGUGUUGGUUUCGAUUUCAAGUGGCCCCUUUCCCAAAUCCGAGAGAUCCAUUUGCGUAGGUACAACCUGCGGAGAUCCGCACUGGAGAUAUUUCUAAUUGACCAGACAAAUUAUUUUCUGAAUUUUAAAAAGGAGGUUAGAAAUAAGGUAUACAGUCGAAUUCUUUCACUUCGUCUUCCUAACAUAUAUGGAACCCGGUCACCACAGGAACUACUGAAAGCAUCUGGCCUUACUCAGAAAUGGGUGAACAGGGAGAUUUCAAAUUUUGACUACCUCAUACAGCUGAAUACAAUAGCUGGAAGAACUUACAAUGACCUUGCACAAUACCCUGUGUUUCCAUGGGUGUUGCAAGACUACACAUCAGAAGAGUUGGACCUUAAUAACCCUGCAGUCUUUAGGGACUUAUCUAAGCCUAUUGGUGUGGUAAAUGAGAAAAAUGCUGCAAUUGUGAAGGAUAAAUAUGAAAGCUUUGAAGAUCCUCUGGGGACAAUUGACAAGUUUCACUAUGGUACACACUACUCAAAUGCUGCUGGUGUAAUGCAUUACUUGAUUCGAGUUGAACCUUACACUACCUUGCAUAUCCAGCUGCAAAGUGGACGAUUUGACUGUGCUGAUCGUCAGUUUCAUUCCAUUCCUGCUACUUGGCAAGCUCUUAUGGAUAACCCAAAUGAUGUGAAGGAGCUUAUACCUGAGUUUUUCUAUUUUCCAGAAUUCUUGGAGAAUAAAAAUGGGUUUGAUUUGGGACACCUACAGAUUACCAAAGAACAAGUGAAUGAUGUUAUUCUCCCUAAAUGGGCCAAAUCACCAGAAGAUUUCAUCCUUAAGCACAGGAAAGCACUGGAGUCAGAAUUUGUUUCGGCUCAUCUACAUGAAUGGAUAGAUCUGAUCUUUGGGUACAAGCAAAGGGGACCAGCUGCAAUAGAAGCUCUCAAUGUUUUCUAUUAUUGCACCUAUGAAGGAGCUGUGGAUCUUGAUGCCAUUGCAAAUGAAAAAGAAAGAAAAGCUUUGGAAGGAAUGAUUAACAAUUUUGGACAAACACCUUGCCAAUUGUUAAAAGAACCUCACCCAACUCGUCUUUCAGCAGAGGAAGUUUAUUUAAAACAAAGUAAAUUAGAUAAUGUUACACUGAAUCUGUUCCAGAACCUCCCCGACUUGAAAUCAUUUUUUAUAGAGGGGAUUAGUGAUGAUGUUCCUGUUGUCAAGGCUAUUGUUCCUAAGAAUCAGUUGCGUUCUUUUUUGUCCCCUGGAAGCCCAGAAUUGCUGGUGACAGUAAGUCAGACCCUAAUCAUUGGCACACAUGGCUGGCUUCCUUAUGACAGAACUAUCUCCAAUUAUUUCACAUUCUCAAAGGAUCAAACUGUAACGAAUCCAAAGACUCAGCGGCUUGUGUCUGGCCCUUUUGCACCUGGACUUGAAAUUACUUCAAAAUUAUUUGUGGUGUCACAUGAUGGCAAAGUACUUUUCAGCGGUGGGCACUGGGACAACAGCAUUCGAGUCACAUCUCUCACCAAGGGCAAAGUGACCAGCCAGCACAUCAGGCACAUGGAUAUUGUUACCUGUUUAUCCACUGAUUUCUGUGGUAUUCACCUAAUUUCUGGCUCUCGGGACACAACAUGUAUGAUUUGGCAAAUAGGACAGCAAGGUGGAGAUUUGUCUUCUAAACCUCUGCAGAUUCUCUAUGGACAUACAGAUGAAAUAACUAGUGUCUGCAUUAGCACAGAGUUAGAUACAGCAGUGUCUGGGGCAAAGGAUGGAGCAGUUAUUAUUCAUACAAUUCGAAGAGGCCAGUAUGUGAGAACAUUAAAACCUCCCAGUGAAAGCUCUCUGCUCAUGAGUAUUCCAAAUUUGGCAAUGUCCUUGGAUGGGCAUAUAGUCAUCCACAGCAGUAUUGAAGGGAAGAGUAUUAAGAACAAGAAUGCACUGCAUCUUUACAGUAUAAAUGGAAAGUAUCUCGUUUCUGAACUUCUGAAGGAGCAAGUGACCGACAUGUGCAUCAUUUCAGAGAACAUUGUGUUAGGGAGCAGGCAAGGAUUUCUGUCUAUAAGAGACCUCUACAGCUUGAAUCUCAGCCUCACUCCACUGGUAAUGCGGGUUCCCAUCCACUGUGUUUCUGUGACAAAGGAAAACAGCCACAUCCUAGUUGGCCUGGAAGAUGGUAAACUGAUCAUUGUGGGCAUUGGUAAACCAGCGGAAGCAAGAUCAGGUCAAAUUUCCAGAAAACUGUGGGGAUCCAGCAGGCGACUCAGCCAGAUAUCAUCCGGUGUGACUGAAUAUAACACACAAGCCACCUAACUAUUCCAUUCCCAUCAACACACAUGGUCUACAGAUGAGACAAGUCUCUGUAUUAUAUAGAAAAUAUUACUAAUUUAUACUUACAGACAUACCAUUACAGAGCAGGUGAAUUUCAGUGUGGACUACCCAUCCACAAUAGACAAUCUGUGUGCUUUAUCUAUUCAAAAUGCUGCUUUUUCCAGGCACUGCUUCUCAAAACACUACUUACUUAUUCCCAGAUUCUGCAGCAGGAAGAAAAUAACUCAUUCCAUGUAUAAAUGCAGACUCCUUUAUUUUUUUUGUUGCACUCUUUCAUAUUACUUUACCUUUACUUGCUAUAGUUGGAAUAUUUGAUCUUAACUUUUCAUGACAACAUUUCAUGAGUUCCAUGCUCUUUAGGGACCCAAUACAACAUUUAUUUAAUGUUGUAAUUAGUAUACAGAUCAGCAUCCAUGAUAUAUAACCCGGACUACAUCAGCAAGCCUAACCAUAACAAAGCCAUAACUAAGAAGCUGCAGUGUACUCUUUAAUGCAAUUUGAUGUUGCACUUUAAUAGCAUUAUAUUAACUUAUUGUAGCAUAAAAAUGCAAUCUUCCAAAAAAGUCAACCAGUAUUCUGCAUAGACUUACUGACUAUUACAAUGCUGCAGUAUAUGGUAAUGUUUUCCCAUGCAAAAUACAUUUACAGUAUACAUUGUUUUUCUUAAUGGCCAAUAAUAUUUAAAGAAACAAGUGCCAAGUUACUGUAAUUAUUGUCCAUUUUACACCCAAAAGCUGCUCCAGUGAUUUACAUGUACAGUAGACCAGUGCAAUAAUAAAAUACCUCCCCGUCUAAAGCCCUCUAUAGCCCUCAUGAUGUAUCAUUCUCCUUUUUCGUGACAACAAGCAAUACACAAUGUGGCACAAUAAAAACUUGGCAUAUAGGAUGUCUAGUGAACAUGUAGCACAACAGGCCUGUGUUUGGCAUCAGAAGGAUAACUGGAAUAUUUGUAUUGUAAAACUUUUUAUUGUAUAGACAAAAGGUAUAUAUAUGUUAGUUUUCAUACAGCAAUGCUAUGCAGUUAUUUACGACUUUAUAAAUAUUUAAUGAAAGAAUGGCACCUUUAAAGAGGUGAUUUAUCAUAAUUUGCUGACUGUAUUAUUUUAAAAGUUCUAACCACUCAAUUUGUAUAUCUGCAUAGAAUCCUAUAACGCACAGCUUUUUCUGUGAAAAAUAACCAGUCUUACUGACUGUAACGCUAAAGCUGGAGUGCUUUGGUCAGCCAACCUUGAGCAUCCAGGAUUUGAAUCAUUGUUUACCAUGAGAGAGAGAUAAAUGUCACUCUGCAUGGGCAGAAUUCCACUCACUGGUAUCUCGCACCAUUUGGGAUUGGCAGUGUGGUUUCAGCUUGUUUUUGAAGUUUGAGGUAUAUUGUUAGUUUGAUCUUAUUGUGGUCAUCACUAGCUCAACCAGUGUUUCCAAGAAAAUCCAAUUGAGAGUUUUUUAAAUCUUUUUACAGUCAUUGAACCAAAAUCAUCAGAGUGAUUAAUGCCUGCACUAUUGGGGUAUUUGAGAGUUGAAUUCUCUAAACCUUGAGGUAAUAUUAAGGUUGUGUAAAAAUGUAUAUAUGUAUCGAAAUUGUACACAUUUUUUCCAUUUUAAAAGCAAACAUGCAUUUCAUGACCUUUAUCUUUUAGGUUACUGUGGAAGUUUUAAUUUAACAUUUUUUAUUUAAUACAUUAUAUAUGAAUGUCCUGAGAAUUUGAUUUUUCUUUAUUAUGUAAGAGAAAGAUUUUAAUGGACUAACUCUUAAAUUGUAAAACUUUUUUAGUGCUCAAUCUACUUAUAUUUUGCAGGGUUCCCCCUAAAAAAAAAGUUUUAUUUUAAAGUCCUUUUACAGAAUAUUUGAAAACCUUGUCUUGUAUAAAUAUGUCCCUAUUUUGAGUGAAUAUUCUGUGCCUUAUUUCUCUGAAAGGUACAUUCUGCUGACCAGUAUAGGUACAUUCCACAGGCUAGUAUACGCCUAUUCUGCUGGCUAUUAUAGGCCCAUUCUGCUGGCCAGUAUAGGUCUAUUCUACCAGCCCCUAUAGGUCUAUUCUACUGGCAGUAUAGGUUCUGAAAAACAAAGCUUGUUUGCAGCUGCUGAGUAAAGAAAGGGUACUCCUACAGGAUGCUUAGCCCAAACAUUUUUAGGUUAAUCCAAUUAAGCCUUAUAGCAAUUGCAUGAUUCCUUUUAAUUUGGCCAGUUACUGCUUUGCUUAUUUGGACUAUAAGCAAACUGUAUGUGUUAAUUCAUAAGGCAGGCAAAAUCACCUAUGCUUAUAUGAUUUGCUGAACACUUAUGUAAGAGAUUUAAGGUAAAGUAAGUUCACUUUAUAACCAAGAUAUUCUUAUAUACUACAUAAUAAAAUAUUACAUGUUUUUAACUUUUUACUACAAUUCUAGAAAAUGUUGGCACACUACUAUACUGACUUACAUUCAUAGGCACUAACUGAAAUUCUCAUGCUAGUUUUAGUUCUAGAAAGGCAGUGGAUAAGAUGUAACACUAUAAAUGAAACUUGUUUUUGUGCUCAUUUAUUAGAGUAAUUUAUAAAUGAAUUUAGGUAUAUUUAUGUGCAUAGUUAUGUGUAUAUUGGGGGAGCAAUAAGCUAUUAUUUUUUAUCGCAAAAUUUGGAAUCUGCAUAGUAGUAACUUUAUAUUAUAUAUGCUUAAAGGAGGAAUGUUGUUUGUUUUUAUUUGCUGGCUAUGUGGAGUGGAAUUCACAAAAUCACUUAAUAGAGGGUAAUGUAUUAAACGGUUUGUUACAUGUCUACUAACUAGCAACCAGUCAGGACGUGGAGUUACUAGUCCUCUUCAUUGGUUGUUAUGGGUUACUAGAUGUUGCUAAAUACUUUUUAAUAUUUAACAUUUAGGAACCUUAUCUAAAAAUACUGAGAUCACAAGCCAGUGUUUUCCAGGCUCUAUAAAUGUUCACAACUGCAAAUGUCAAUACAGGUAUCGGACCCCUUAUCCGGAAACCCAUUAUCCAGAAAGCUCCGAAUUACGGAAAGCCCGUCUCCCAUAGACUCCAUUAUAAUCAAAUAAUUCAGAAUUGUAAAACUGAUUUCCUUUUUCUAUGUAGAAAACUGGUACCUUGGAAUUGAUCCCAACUAAGAUAUAAAUAAUCCUUAUUGGAUGCAAAACAAUCCUAUUGAGUUUAAUUAAUGUUUUAUUGAUUUUUUAGUAGACUUAAAGUGCUGAGAUCCAAAUUACGGAAAUACCCCUUAUCCGGAAUACCCUUGGUCCCGAGCAUUCUGGAUAAUGGGUCCUAUACCUGUAGUAGUAAUAAUCUCAACAAUAAUAAUAAAAUUAAUAUCAGUGAAGGCAAAUGGCAAAUCACUGCAAUCAAAAUACCCCUAGCAGCAAAAGCUUUCUAUUCAGCCAAAUAGGAAAUAGCUGCCUGUGCCACACAGUGAUACGAAUAAGUAUUUAGUUUUCAUCUGAAAUUUCAUUUAAACAUUUCUAUUUGUCCUGGGCAUUAGGCUCCCUUAAUCAUAAGGAAACCAUAAUAAAGUCUAUAAAGUUACAGCAGUUGUGACAUUCCAAUGACUCAUUCAACAGAACUCUCCAUUUAUAGUAAAUCCACUUCAUUGCCUCGAGUGACAAUCACUUUAUUAACACCAUGUCACUGGCUUUCAGCACAAACAAUAACAUUGAUACAAAGUGACUCUAUUUAUUUCCUGUACCAGAAUGAGCAACACUACUAAACAUGUAUUAAGUGUAAACUCACUACAAAUGACAAACAAAAUUCUUGCAUUAUGUUAUUAAUAAUAUUCUGGUUUUACUGCAAGUAUAAAAAAAAUCAUAAUGUUCUGAUUUUUUUUGUUAAAUUUUCAUUUAGUUUUUUGUGCAAUAUAUUUUCCCUUUGGGUUCUUGAAAUGUACAAUGUUAGACUGAUACAUAUUUUCAAAAAACUUGAGCUGAUAUUUAAUAAUAUUAACCCUUUUGCUGUCAGCAGUUGUCCCUACCUUUUGAAAUUAAAGCUUUUUAAACCUCAGACAAGCACAGGGUUGGGUGUGUGUAUAUCAGCUCAAUUUUAUGUACAGGGUGAUUGUGAAUGUUUUUAAAAUGUUUUGCACUUUUCUAGAAACUUCAGAUUUUUAAAGCUGUAACAAUUUAAUAUUUUGUACAGAAAAUAAUUAAACACAUGGAAUUGUAUAUACUGUAACUCCCAUCUGUGGGGUUAAUAAACUUUAUGCUUGAAUUUUAAA